GUGACGCUCAAAUUACGGCGAACCGGUAAUGAAUACCGUGAGGCAGAGAACAGACUGAAUUUAACCGAAUCAAAGUAAACCGGCUUCGGCUUCCCGCCGGGUUGCAGCGGCGGCCGGGAGCGGAGGAGAGGGUGAGGAGGAGGACUGACUGGUGGAGAAGGUCGGCUUCCAUCAGCACCAAGAGUUCAUCCUCUCAGAUGUGGUCCCGCUCCACCGAUGGCUUUCCUCAGGUGACGUCUGGUUGUUAACAGUCACUCCUGACUGUAGCUGAUCCAUCAGAAGACAUCUCUAGGGAACAGGAGAGGUCCAGACAACAAGGACGAGAGGAGCUGCAACAUUAUGGGGGAGAGCUAUAUGUACCAGCGACUCCCCUACGCCAGAGCAGAGGGGGAGGGGGAGGAUGAAGAGGAGAGAAACAGAAGAGUCGGGGGACAAAUGAUGCAGAGUGAAGAGGGCACAGAGUGGCUGCUGGAGCUGCUGACUGAUGUGCAGCUGCAACAGUACUUCCUGCGGAUCCGCGAUGAACUCAACGUCACGCGAUUCUCCCACUUUGACUACGUCAAGAAUGAAGAUCUGGAAAAGAUCGGCAUGGGGCGCCCCGGUCAGAGGCGACUUUGGGAAGCGGUCAAGAGAAGAAGAGCCCUUUACAAACGCAAGUCCUGGAUGAGCAAGGUGUUCCCAGUGAAACGAUCAGACACCGACCCCCCGCAGGGCGCUUCAUCGGUCCCACCUGCAGGCAGCAGCGAGCCUGGUGACUCACUCACCUGCCUCAUCAAGGAGUCGGAGCUCCAGCUGUUCGAGCGGCUCGGAGACGGCACGUUCGGAGUGGUGCGGCGAGGAGAGUGGACUGCCCCUAACGGCAGAGUGCUGUCUGUGGCAGUAAAGUGUCUGAAGGCUGGCGUGCUGGACUCGGAUAGUUUGGAUGAUUUCAUCAGAGAGGUGAACGCCAUGCACUCACUGAGCCACCAGAACCUCAUCAGUCUCUACGGAGUCGUCCUAACGCAGCCCAUGAAGAUGGUGACUGAGCUGGCGCCUCUGGGCUCCCUGUUGGAUCGCCUCAGAAAACGUCAGGGUCACAUCCUCAUCUUGACUCUGUGUAACUACGCCGUGCAGGUGGCGAGUGGAAUGGCUUACCUGGAGCAGAGGAGAUUCCUCCACAGAGACCUGGCCGCUCGCAACGUUCUGCUGUCCACCAAUGAAACUGUGAAGAUUGGAGACUUUGGCCUGAUGAGGGCGCUGCCUACACACACUGAUCAAUACAUCAUGGAGGAAGGCCACAAAAUCCCUUUUCCUUGGUGUGCUCCAGAGUCUCUGAAGUCUCGCACCUUCUCUCAUGCAUCUGACACCUGGAUGUUUGGAGUCACUCUGUGGGAGAUGUUCAGUCACGGACAGGAGCCGUGGCUUGGGCUGAACGGGAGCCAGAUCCUCCACAAGGUUGACGUUGAGGCUGAGAGGCUGUGUAAGCCUGACGACUGUCCUCAAGACAUCUACAACGUCAUGCUGCAGUGUUGGAGCCCCAAACCUGAGGACAGGCCCACCUUCAUCGCUCUCGGAGACUUUCUGCUCGAGACGAUGCCUACAGACAUGAGGGCCCUGCAGGACUUUGAGGAAGAAGACAAACUCCAAAUUCAAAUGAACGACGUCAUUACGAUCAUUGAGGGAAGGGCAGAGCAUUACUGGUGGCGCGGGCAGAACAGACGGACGCUCCGCGUCGGUCAGUUUCCUCGCCACGUCGUGACGUCGGUGGCCGGCCUGUCCGCCCAGGACAUCAGCCGGCCGCUCAAACACUCCUUCAUCCACACCGGACACGGAGACACGGACCCUCACAGGAGCUGGGGACACGCAGACCGCAUAGACAGUCUGUAUUUGGGGAACCCAAUGGACCCUCCAGAUAUCUUGGGGUUUGAUUCCGGAACUGCAAGACCGACCAAACUGCCCAACCGUUCAAAGAAGAAGCCCCCUCCUCGUCCACCAAAGCCGGCUGUUCUGCUCAAAAAGCCGCUGUACGACUCCGUGAUGGACGAUUGCGAUGACGAUGACGACUUCAGCACAUCGUCUGGGCUGAAGAAGCUGGGAGCGUCUCUCGGUCUGAAGCUCCGGCCGUGGGAGGGGGCUGGCGGCGUGCGAUCAGCCAAGAGCGAAGUGUCGCUCAUCGACUUCACGGACGACAGCUUUAGCUCGACCACGCCCUCCCCGCUCACAGAGACGCAUCAACCCGAUGAAGACACUCUGAAGGACACCCCCUCCAUCCUGGACUGGCCUCUACCCCAGCCAGCCUAUGAUGAGGUCACUGCAGACUUUGACAACCAAUCAGAGGACCAGGAGGUGCGCUCCAUCAAUAAGGGGCCGACUGAGGAAGCCUCGGGCCCUCUUGUGUCCAGCAUGACAGGAAGGAGUGAGUCCCAGUCUGCUGACCUCUUCCAGGAGCUACAGAGAGAGGUGAUGGUCAAGCUUCAGGUUCCCAUGGCAACAGGGCGCUCCCUCCCAUCCUCCCCUACCCCCAUGCCCCUGGCUCCGUUUGGUGCCCACAGGCAGAUCUAUCUGCCCCCUCCCUCCCCCUCCUCCUCCUCUACCUCCGUCACCUCCUGCUAUGAGGACCGGCCCGUGUUGCCCCCUCGCAGCCCCGUCCCCCCCUUACGUCCCUCCAAACACAGCUAUACCACCCGCUCUGCCCAGCAGGGGGCCCGCUCCAGCUCCAUUUCGCUGGGAGAUGAGGACAACGCACCUCCUCAGAUCCCACCUAGAGACCACGCUUUUUCUCAGCCGGGCUCCCGCUCCUCCUCUCCUCUCCCGCUGGCGCCAGCUCUGUCCUCCACGCUCGUGGCAUUGCCCCCACCUCCUCUCUCGGCCUCUCCACGCCGGGCGGCAGGACUCCUCGGCCCCCUCCUGUCCACCAGCUCCCAGUCCUCCUCCUCCCCACAUCAAGCAGCAUUACAUGCAUCGAGGCUUGCAGCCUCGUCUUACUCCUCCACCUCCUUACUGGAGCCCCUCACCUUUCCAGAUGGGCGCAGCCUCUCCUCCCUGAUAGAGAGCCCCCAGAACUCUGCUCCCGUGCCUCUGCCAGAGAGACCAGCUUUCCUCGAGAGAUACGGGGCGGCCAACAUGGCGGCAGUCAAACCCAUGAUGCAGCAACCGGGUGAACCAAAACCAAACUCCUCCUACAACAACAACAACGGCAGGACCGUAGUUCCCAGCAUGCAACAGGAACACAGCAUCAAACAGGUCCAAGGAGUCGUGCAUGGCGUUACGAUGGAGGAGUGUAAAACUGCUCUGCAGAGUCAUAACUGGAGCGUCCCUCAGGCUGUUCAUUAUUUAAAGGUGGAGCAGCUGUUUCGUCUGGGGCUGAGAUCCAGAGCUGAGUGUGAGGAGCUGCUGCAGCGCCACCAGUGGAACCUGGAGCAGGCUAGCACCGUCAUGUUGGAGACCUACGGGCCGCAUCGCAACAGGAAGACAAACUGAGGGACCGAUCAGCCGCUGACGAGGUCCGGAUCUGGUGAUGCCGAGGCGCCUGAAUGACUCGCUGCUCCUGAAGAUAAAGAGCAGCGCUCUGCUAAAGUUUUCACGCCCCUUAAACUGUCCCACAUUUGAGCAUGUUGCAACCUUGACCCCACCCAGGUGGACUCCUGGGUAACUUCUGAAGGAAUUUGGUUUCACUGGACGUUAUUUAUUUAGGUGUACAGUGCCAGCAGAAAGUAUUCACGUCCCUUCACCUUUUCCACAUUUUGCUAUUUUAUAUUUUUAUUUUGUAAUAGCUUAUUUUUUCUCAAAGAUUUACACACAAGACACAUACAGUGUAAGUAUUCACACCCAUACUUUAUUGAUUCAAUCUAAUCUUUUUGGGACCAGUCUCAGCUUCCAGUCUGCUCUGGGAUGUGUUUAAGCUUUGUUGGGGUAUUUUCUACCAUCUUUCUCUGCAGAUCGCCUCAAACUCAGGUUGAAUGUGCAGCAUCAGUAGACAGCCAUCUUUAAAUCUUUUCAGAAUACAUGCACACACUGAAGCCACUUUGUUCUCUUGGCUUUGGGCUUCAGUUCUUUGUCGUGUUGAAGAUGAAUCUCUGCCAUUAGUUUGAGGUCCAGAGGAUUCUGGAGCAGGUUUUCUUUUACAAUCUCUCUUCAUUUGGCUGCUUCAUCUAACUUCUUUGCAGACUAGUUCCCCAGUUCGUGCUGCAGGAAAACAUCUGUAUGCCAUGAUCCUACCACCACCGUGUCUCACUGUAGGGAUGGUGUUUUUCUCCAGAGGUGAUGCAUGGAGCUCAGACCAGAAAGUCCUAUUUUGGUUUCUCCUUGUCUGGCAAUGAGGAGUCAGUUAACAUUUCCACACUAGAACACUGGAGCUGACCAUUAACUUCUCAGUCUUUGAUGAAGAAUCUUCUUCCCUUUUUUCUCUGUUUGGUUGGACACCCAGAUCAAGAAAGGCUGGUGGUUCUCCUUCCUUACAGUUGUGCUUUGACCCAAUCGGGUCUCAGAGGUUUACAGGCGAUUCCCUGUGACUUCAUUGCCCGGGUUCUGCUGUAAAAUGCUGCAUCAGCUGUGAGCCGUUUUGUAGAGAAGUCCCAAAUCAUGAAACAAAUUUACCACAGAUGGACUUUUACCAAGUUGUAAAAGCAUCUGAAGGAGGAUCAACGGAAAUCCGAUGCACGGCAGCUCAAUAUUCGAUGUCAUAGCAACAUGUGCGAAGGCUUGUGUAACUGUUAUGUUUCAGUUAGCUGCCUGAUUGUAGAGAAUAUUGGCAUGGUAACAGUAUGGUUAAAAGCUGCGACUACAGUUUUAAUCCACAUUUUCAGCGCUCUCUGUGUCCUUCAGCAUCUUGGACCCUGUGACCUACAGUAGGUUAGGCAUCUACAGCGGGCAGACUCCGUCCAGCAGGCUCAGUGUCGUAUUAGGAGGCAACAUGGGAACUCAUGACACUUUGAAUAUAUUAACCAACAAAUAUUCCGAUUCAAACAAUCCUUUGCAGUAUUAAUAUUGCAUACACCAAUUUGUCAUGAUGAUAUAUUGAUGAUUUAUCAUGCAGCCCUGAUUUAAAUGUUUACAUUUUGUAAAAAUGUACAAAAAUGUCUGAAAACAUGUCUUUACUUUAUCAUUAUGUUAUUUUUUUUUUUAGAAAAAGCCUGUAACUAAAACUGCAGUGAAGUGAAGGGGUGUGAAUACUUUCGGGUGGCACAAAUACUGCGCUCUUCCCCCCAUCAGCACAUGGUGUUGGCUGCAUCAUGCUGUGGGAAUGCUGUUCUUAAACCCAACAGAGGCAAGACUUGAAGAGUUUCACAGCCGCUCUUCAUCCAACCAGACUGAGCCUGAGUUCAGAGUGCAGAGCUGGUGCAGAAAUACCCUCAUGGAGCCCGCGUCAUUUUCCUUCCUAAUCACACCGAAACACGUUGAGUCUGCAGCGUGACAAAACGUGGAGAGGUUGAAUAGCUACGGCGAAGGCAGUGCAAGGCUGUAUGCAUCUCAGCUGUUGUGUGAUAACUUAGCAAUGUCUUACGCACGCAUGCUUAUUAUCAGCUGAGCUGCUCGCUGGGAGAACAGCUUUGGUCUCUGUUUGCAGGGUCUGCGUGUGAGCAGACUGUAACUGGGAUUUAGUUGUGAACGUGUUUGCCUUCUCGUCAUUAGUGAAGCUGUGUAAAUCCUGAGGUGAUUUAUAUAUGUUUAAAUGUACAGAUAAUGUUGUAUAUAGCUUGGUAUCGUGUGAGCUGCUGGUCAGGCUGAUAUGACUUUUAGGGUUCAUUUGUUUCUUGAAGGCUUCCUGGUGGAGGUUUCUUCAGCUGAACCUUUAUUCAUCAUGUCAGACUUUUACCAGCAAGCCGCCUCCUAUUGUGAUCUACUGGCACAUUACAGCCGCCUACUAAUUAUUGGCUCAUAGAAAAGAUCCUCGUCAGGUCCAUUAGCGAUGAAAAGCUCCACAGGUUUCCUUUAAGGAAGGUGUUUUUAAUCAGAAAGACUGUUUUUCUUCUUCUCAAAUGGAUGACUACAGGGUAUUAUUUAUUGUUAUGAAGAUGAAGAGCUUUCAGUUAAUUAGGUUAGCUGCUGCUGAUGCCUGUGAGUGUUAAGCUAACAGCAGCUGUACAGCAAAGCAUAUCAAUACCAAACUGUCUGUUGUCAGUCUCAAGGUCUUUCAUUAGUUUUACAUUAAUGUUUCAGAAGCUGCUGCGGAGAUCGUUUCCCGUUAGGUUUAGCUGGAGGCUCUUGUGCUCAAGCGGUUUUAUUGGAUGCUGAUUGAGAGAAGCUUAAAAAACUGCAAAUGCAAGCAAAGCUGUUAAUGUUUUUCUUCAUUUUAAAAAUUAAAAAUCUCGUGACAAAAACA
Molecule: messenger RNA, 6301 nt
Organism: Girardinichthys multiradiatus
Lineage: Eukaryota; Metazoa; Chordata; Actinopteri; Cyprinodontiformes; Goodeidae
Gene: tnk2a
Product: tyrosine kinase, non-receptor, 2a
Exons: 22
Coding region: 340-3459 (1039 amino acids)
Biological process (GO): signal transduction; protein phosphorylation
Molecular function (GO): protein tyrosine kinase activity; protein binding; protein serine/threonine/tyrosine kinase activity
Source: RefSeq, a predicted model, not a curated record